This is a messenger RNA of Neurospora tetraspora, 1473 nucleotides long. RefSeq names its product WD40-repeat-containing domain protein. Gene Ontology annotation, cellular component: nucleolus. NCBI's taxonomy places the organism in Eukaryota, Fungi, Ascomycota, Sordariomycetes, Sordariales, Sordariaceae. The coding region runs from base 1 to 1473 and encodes 490 amino acids. Gene Ontology annotation, biological process: ribosome biogenesis. The transcript has 2 exons. The record is from RefSeq and is a predicted model, not a curated record. Gene Ontology annotation, molecular function: protein binding.
AUGUCCAAGAGAGCUGCCGACGACGAGAGCCUCGCUGCCCCCCUCAAGGGCGGCGACCGCCCCGAGGCCAUGGAUGUCGAUAAGGACCACGACAUGGGCGAUUUCGAGGACGACUUCGAGGACGAGUUCGAGAGUGAAGACGAGAUCAUCGAGGCCGGUGUCGAUGGCCGCCCAGAUGCCGAGAGAGAGGCCGAGGAGGGCGCCAUGGACGUCGAUGGCGGUCCCGACACCUUCAUGGUUGGUCGUCAACAGCUCGAGGCCGGUCAGACCCUCACCCCCGAUACCACGACAUACAAGAUGCUUCACAGCUUGAGCACUCCCUGGCCCUGCCUUUCCUUCGACAUCAUCCGCGACGGCCUCGGCGAGAACCGCAAUGUCUACCCUGCCACCAUGUACACCGUCGCCGGUACCCAGGCCGAUAGCGCCCAGGCCAACGACAACGCCCUUCUCGUCAUGAAGUUCAGCGGCCUCAGCAAGACGCUGGGUGAGGAUGGCGAGGACUCUGACGACGAGGACUCCGAUGAUGAGGACACCGACCCCAUUCUCGAGCACAAGAGCAUCCCUCUCAACACCACCACCAACAGGAUACGCUCCCAUCAGUCUCCUUCCCAGGACCCCUCGAGGCCUCCCACCACCCUUACCGCCACCAUGACCGAGUCCUCCCAGGUGCUCAUCCACGACAUCACUCCUCAUCUCGCCUCCUUCGAUACCCCCGGCAUGGUUGUCACUCCCCAACAGAACAAGCCCGUCUGCACCAUCCGCGCCCACAAGACUGAGGGUUACGGUGUCGACUGGUCGCCUCUCCACCCCGCCGGCAAGCUUCUUACCGGUGACAACGACGGUCUGAUCUACGUCACCACUCGCACCGAUGGCGGCGGCUUCGUCACUGACACUCGUCCCUUCCGCGGCCACACCGGUAGUGUCGAGGAGAUUCAAUGGAGUCCUUCCGAGGCCAACGUCUUUGCCUCUGCCUCCAGCGACGGUACCGUCCGUGUCUGGGAUGUUCGCAGCAAGAGCCGCUCGCCCGCUCUCACCAUGAAGAUCAGCAACUACGAUGUCAACGUCAUGUCGUGGUGUCGCCAGACCAGCCAUCUGCUUGCUACCGGUGCCGACGAUGGUGAGUGGGCUGUUUGGGAUCUCCGUCAAUGGAGCAGCAACCCUUCGGCCAAGCCCGCUCCUCUGGCCAACUUCAACUUCCACCACGAGCAAAUCACCAGCAUUGAGUGGCACCCUACAGACGACAGUAUCGUUGCCGUUGCCGCUGGCGACAACACCGUCACUCUCUGGGAUCUGGCUGUUGAGCUGGAUGACGAGGAGAGCAGGGAUACCGCCGGUGUCUCCGACGUCCCUCCCCAGCUCCUGUUCGUCCACUACCAGAACAUGGUCAAGGAGCUCCACUGGCACCCUCAAAUACCCGGUGCCCUUGUCGCUACCGGCGAGCAGUUCAGCGUCUUCCGUACCAUCAGCGUAUAA